CGUAACAUGAAGCGAGUCGGGAGUCGCGGCUGCUUGACAAGAAAGAACAGAUUCGGAUCCCGGGAACGCGACUGGCUGAGGAGCGACACCCAGCGAGGCUGCGUGUGUCUCUAUGGCGGCACGGUGGACCCCCAAUUACCUGCCUCUGGACCCCAGGCCUUCUCCGCUCUUCAGCCUGACCUGCAGCUGGUGCUCUGCUCCACCAGCACCACAGUGGAAGAGAUGUGCGCCCAGAGGGAUGGACAGGGCCUCUUUGUUCAACUGCAUGGAGAUCUACUCAGGAGGCUGGAGCCUACCGAGCGUCCUCUCCAGAUGCUUUACGACUAUCUGGCCGUUAUGGGCUACGCCGACCCGGUGCGUGUGCAGCACGAGGCUGCCAAUUCAGACCUCAGCUGCUUGAUCCGCUUCUACAGCGAGCGACCCGUGAAUGCGGACCAGCAGGAGCGCACCCUAUUGAAGGGUGUGUUCAGCGUCCGGAAGGGCAAGACGCAGCUGCACAAGUGGGCCGAGCGACAGGUCAUUCUCUGCGGAACGUGCCUCAUUGUGGCUUCCGUCAAAGACAGCCUAACCGGCAAGAUGCACAUCCUGCCCCUGGUGGGCGGGAAGGUGGAGGAGGUGAAAAGGAGACAAAACUGUCUGAUGUUCAGCUCGGCCGGAUCGCAGGCUCAGACUUACUUUGUCAACUUCGACACGUUGGCCGACUACCAGAGAUGGCAUCGACAGGCAUCCAAAGUGGUAUCACAGACAGUCAGCCUGGUGGACCUGUCGUGCUACAGUCUGGAGGCAGUGCCUGAGUAUCUGUUCUACAGCCAAGACGUCACCCACCUCAACCUGCGGCACAAUUUCAUGAGCCUGCUGGGGCCUGGAGGUCUACUCCACCUCCCUAGGUUCUCUCAGUUGAAGAGCUUGAACUUGUCUCACAACCGUCUGGGUGUUUUCCCUGAAUGUGUGUGUGAGAUCCUCAGCCUCACAGAGCUUUGCCUCUCCUGCAACAAUCUCCACACCGUGCCCGUGCAAAUCGGCAACCUACAAAGCCUCCAAACGCUGUCUUUGGAUGGAAACCACUUGAGCUCUCUGCCUGCUGAGCUGGGCGGACUGUCCCAGCUCAGCAGUCUCGGCCUCUCCUUCAACGACUUCAAUCACAUCCCCCCAGUGCUGGAGAGACUGAGUGCCGUGGACAAAUUAUCCAUGGCAGGGAACCAAGUGAUGUGUUUGGAGGUGUGUGCUCUGCUUAGAAUGAGCCACCUGAAACACAUUGACCUCAGGCUAAAUGGACUACGCUGUGUGAAAAGCGAGAGUCCAGAGGCGGUGACCCAGUUGACCCACCUGGACUUGAGGGACAACUGUUUAGACUCGCUGGACCUCACUUCCAUCUGUAGCCUGGAGACUCUCCUCUGUCAGCGGAACCAGUUGCGGGCGCUGAUGAUCGACGGCUUCGCGCUCCGAAUGCUCCACGCUGGCAGCAACCGCCUUAGCGCAGUCAGCGUGUACCCAGUCCCAAAUCAACUGACAUACUUGGAUCUAUCACAGAACAUCCUGGAGCAUCUACCAGACUGGGUGUGUGACUGCAGAAACAUGGAGAUGCUGGAUGUCACGCACAAUCUCCUCGCUGAGCUUCCAUGCAGGUUACUCAACAGCUUGAGUUUAAAGACCCUUCUAGCGGGGAACAAUCACUUGCACAGAUUGCCAGACUUGCUGGACCACAUCCCCUUGGAAGUCUUGGACCUUCAGCACAAUAAGAUAGGAGAACUACCGGAGAGUCUCUUCUUCAAGGCCUUGAAUCUAAAACAUUUAAAUGCGUCAGCCAAUAACAUGGAAAGUAUCCCUCCAAGCGGUCAAUCAGAUGACAGCUUAAGCACGCUGCAGGAGCUCUACCUGACCAGGAACAAUCUCAAUGAAAAUUGUGGCGCUCUACUGGUAGGACAUCACAACCUGAGGGUCCUGCACAUGGCCUACAACCAGAUGCUCUCCUUCCCUGCCAGUAAGCUGAGUAAGCUGGAGCUGCUUGAGGAGCUCAACCUCAGUGGCAACAAACUGAAGAGCAUCCCUUCCACGGUGUCCAGCUGCAAGAAACUGCACACUCUCAUAGCGCACUCCAAUCACAUUAACGUCUUCCCAGAGAUCCUUAACCUUCCUGAAAUCAAGCUUGUGGAUCUGAGCUGUAACGAGCUGACUGAGAUCCAAUUGCCCGAAUCGCUACCGCCGAGCCUCCAGGAGUUGGAUUUGACGGGCAACAGCAGCUUGAUGCUGGAACACAAAACUCUCAAUCUCUUCAAUCACAUCACCACAUUGAAACUGGACCAGAAAUCGACUGCAACGGGAGACUCACAAAACGCCUCGGCUCCGUGGAGCCACGGCUACUCUGAAAUGAGUGGCCAAAGGAACAAGUUGUGUGUGUCUGUACUGGCCAUCGACCGACUUGGAGACAGCUUGGAAGCGUGCUACGGUAUUUUUGACGGCGACCGCAAUGAGGAAGUUCCUCGGCUGCUGCAGUGCACCAUGGGUGACGUGCUGUGCGAGGAAGUACAACAUUCCACGAUUGACAGUGUGUAUAUGAGCAAUACAUUCCUAACAUCACACAGGAAACUAGGUACGGUCGGCCAGAAAUUGGGUGCCUCUGCCUUGCUGUGUUAUAUUCACCACGAGUCCUCGGAGCCAGGAGGCUACCUCAGUGUGACCGUGGCCAACGUGGGGACCUGCCAGGCGGUGUUGUGUCGGGACGGUCGACCUGUCGCCCUCUCGAAGGUGUACAGCCUGGAGAACUGUACUGAAGAGAUGGAAAGAGUUAAACUCAGCAAAGCCAUCAUCACUGAGGAUAACAAAGUGAGCGGUGUGACAUGCUGCUCCCGCCUGCUGGGCUGCUCUUAUCUGUCUCCCUGGGUGCUUCCGAAGCCCUGGGUGCACACCGAGCCGCUCUCAUCCCAGGAUGACUUCUUGAUCCUGGGGAAUCGCGCCUUGUUUGAGCACGUAUCCUACCAGGAAGCCGUGUGCACGGUUCAGGCCGUGCGGGACCCGCGCGCUGCCGCCAAGAGGCUUUGCACGCUGGCCCAGAGCUACGGCUGCAAGGACAACAUCGGGGCUGUAGUCGUGGCCUUGAACAUCGCCGAGGACAGUUGCACUUGUGAGCCACACGUCUACACCCCUGAACCCCGGGGUCCUCCUCCCGUCCCUGUGACCGUAUCUAUGACGCCAGCCCCAAGUGACACGGGCACCUUGUCAUCCACCAGCGGGGUGGUCUCCGAGUUCAACAGCGAGACGUCAGCGUCCGAGGUGGGCAGCGAGGCGGGCUCCACCGCCUCCGAUGAGCACCCGACUUCGGGAGGCGCUCCGCGCCCCGAGAGACGUUGUAGCCUUCACCCCGCCGCGACGUCGUGCGGUAUCAUGGUGCCCGGCUCGGUCGGGCUGGGGAGCCACAUGGCCCUGUUCCAGCGGCAACCUUCCUGUGCUACGUUCUCCAGCAACCACUCUGACAACGGUUUGGACAGCGACGACGAGACUCCGCUGGAGGGCGUCAUCUCCAAUGGCAGCAAGGUGGAAGUGGAGGUGGACAUUCACUGCUGCGCUUUCCAGCUGCGGUCAGGGCCCCCCGAGAGUCUGAAGGAGGCAGACUUUGAAAAGCGAGGGUCCGAUUAUCCCAAUGGCAAGACGCGCAGACAGAACAGCGUAGUGGUCUCGGCGACAAACGGCUGCCUGCUGGCGGUUUGUGGAAGAGAGAUCGCAGACCUGAAGAAAUCACCUUCAACUUCAUGCCUGUUUGGGAAGAAGCUGCCCAACGGGUCCGUGGUGGCCCCCGAGGACAGUCAUAAUCUCAUCGAGGUGGCCCUGGAGGCGCCGAAAAAGAAGUCUGGGUAUUUCACCGCGCCGGCUCAGCAGGACCCGGACGACCAGCUGAUUGUGCCUCCUUGUCUGGAGCAGGAAGUACGGGAGCAGUUAAAAGGCCAGAGCCCUCUCGUCUCAGCCCCCUCCGCACCCAACGCACCUCCUUCCUUAAAGGACGCGGUGUGGGAUCAAUCACAACCUCCUGCUCAAUUUGCCCCAAGCUUGGUGCCAGGUCCUGCAGCGACCCCGAUCGUAAAGCCCGAGGUCUAUGAUACUGCCUUGUAAAAGGGGAAACACAGCACAACUUGGCUGCCAUGCUGUUAUUGUGCCAUCGCAGGAAAGCAGAGCCGAUGUGUCCGUUGAGGAAUUAUUGGGGGGGAAGUUCUCGAACAUGACUUUGUGACUCCAGCCUGAAACUGUCAAGCUUGUCAUGUUCUUGGAAAAUCACACUUUGUGCAUGACUAUGCUCAGUGCGGGUCAUAUUCUUCUAGUAAAAGUGCCUACUGCGGACGACUCAGCCUCAGAGUUCCCAGGCUACACGGCUGUUUUAGAGUAGAGCUGAACGAAGGCCGACACAGCUUGUCCUCCUCUUCCAGUAGCUUGUUAAAGGAAAUACGGUUUACAUUACGGAUGCCAUUCAGUGUCAUAUAGGCCCGUUUCCGUCAAACUUCAGUUCAGUUCACCAGACGCUGACGUGGUUUGUGUUUCCAUUAUGGGAUUAUGUGAUCGUGUGGGUUGCCAAUGCUCAGGAGGAGUCCUGGUUGCGCCUUCCAAACCCAAGGGUGUCUAAACUUUUUACACCUUGGAACGCAUAAGGAAAAAUUGAAGCAUGGUGGGAGGAGGCACUUAGUUCAAUACAUUUAAAGGAAAAACAGCCUCAACUAUGUGUCAGGUUUGUGUUAUGGCUAACAGAGCUAAUGAGUUUCCAUGAUUACCAACACUGUGUGGCGAUUUCUUAACUUUUGAUUAUUAUUGUUCAUUUUGUUCCCAUCACGACCCUUAUUAUCCUUCACGCUUUGGCCACCUCGAAUCUAAUCCGUGGACCUGGAUUCCCCAGUCCCACCGAGCAUUUAUUAGCCUUUACGGCUGCAGUAUUUCUUGCUUGUGAGCCAGAGCAAAUACGAUUUUGAAAUUUAGCAACUUUGUCAAUGUUAUGCCCCAGAUGAAUGCCCGCCCAUAAUAUGCUACUAAUAAUGUGACAGCAGAACAAUAAUCAUGCCAUCUUGGUUGGAAGGUCCCAAAAAUGGAUGCACAUUACUGUACGCAAGUACCAUAAAUAUAUUUGUAUUCCAAAACUGAACAAGACCAGACAAAUAUAAAAAUCUAGUAGUCUUUAACAGUUUUAGCAUUAAAUUGUGAAAGUGCGAGAAACUGACAAAAAGGUUUAAAAUCGAUUUUUGAUAGGUGGUGGAUAGAUGGUGGCAAAGCACUACUUUUGACUAAACAAAAAGAAAACUAAGCUCAUUUCAGCAUAGUUCCUUGGCACAAAAAUGCCACAAGGUGCCUCCAAAUACUUGCAUUGCUUUGUUUUGUUUUUUUCAGCAAAUAGAGGAUAGGUUUCAAAAAGUGAAUACACACAACUUGUCCAUGAAUUCAGUGUAUACAUAUAAAGAUUCCUUCUAGGAAUUUCUAAACACCGUCUGAUAAUGCCAAUAAUGCUUUCCAUUGUUUAACCUUUUAAACUACAUUAUUAUUUUUUUUAAAUUCCGAGGUAUACAUCUCAGAAUGCAGGCCAACGACUCUCGGUUCCCGGUGCCAAAAGAGAAAGUGUAUGUUCAGAAGACCAAAGUCCGGUAAUUGCACAUGCCAAUUAGACAUAUUGUUUUGGCGUCAUGGUGCAGUUGUGGCAUUCCAUAGUUUGACUUUCCAAAAGGAAAAAGAGCCAUUGGUUGAAUCCCACUCAUGACAUGUUUAUUAUCUCUGAAGCCUUAAUUGUCUUUGUCUUGUUACUUGUCAUCUUCAAGGAUUCAACACUAAUUACUGAAGCACUUUGUACUGAGUUGAGUAUGUGAGAAUGUAAUCUACAUUGUGUGCUUGAGUGAUUUUGAGAUCAUGUAACCUACAUAAGUGCUGAGAGCCCUUUAUUUUCAUACAGUUACAGUUCCCCUGCAGUAAUCUUUUUUUUUUUUAUAUAUAUCAUAAGCGCCAUAAGCUAGCACGAAUUGCAAAGCAUUAUCAUUCAAUAUGAGGAACUAGACUUGGUUGAAAUCCCUGCGCAACUGCACAUCACAAUGAUUAAUAAAAUGUGAAACAAACUGAAGAGGCAGCGUUUGUAUUAUGUGAAGUAAACCGAUAUUUGCUGGAAUCAAUGAGGAAAAACGUGCACCACUCCUGACUAUAAAUAAUGAGACCUUGUGCAAAUAAUAAAUUAGUGACAAUGCAUUAUAACAAUGACUGUGCCAAUCACAUUUUUUUGCACCCGAGUCUAAGCCAAGUCACUUGAUGUGUGUGUCGUUGUUAUAAACGUAGAAUGAGUGAAGACUACUGCGUAGUUCAAUGGGGGGGCAUGCGAGGUGUUUUUAGGCAGAAGUGUGGAGAGAUGAAAAUGAGUACAUUACAAAUGUUUUCCCACAAAUGUUGCAAAACAAUUACCAUCUCCUCAUUGUUCACACAGUGUGUAUUAGUGGAACAAUAAACAACAAAGAUAAUGUGGUGUACACACCCGUUUUUAUCUUCUGAUGUGUUUUUCUUCAUCUGACACAAUUUAAACUGCCUCUGAUUAACCCCCCAAAAAACUCAGCUGAUCUAGUCGGGCUUUUGCUAACAUUUUUGUUUUGAGCAAACACUGACGGGUAUUUGGAACUUUUCAUAAUUUAUCUACCUCCACCUUAGGCCCCAUUUGGAGAAUAGUAAAAUAGCCUCAUAGCACGCUACUGCUUUGUUUUAAGUUUUUAGAUCUUAUUCCUAUUUUUUUACAUUUGAGCAAAGGUGUUUAGACUUUUUAUAUCCACUCUAUUGCGAUAUGGUAUCAUUUUUGCAGCAACUAAACUUGCUUUAAUCAUUUAGUGAGUGUCAUAAAUUUAACAGAUGAGUUUGGUUAGUUUGUUCCUCAUUGAAUGCCUGGACAGCAUCCCUAAUUUCCUUUUAAGAGAAAUUCAUAUAUAUUAUACAACAUUAGAACUUAAUAUAAAUCUUCUCUGUCCCCACGUUCAGCCAACACAUUUGUAUAGAUGCAGGAUGAGCGAGCACAGGGUAGUGGAGCACAGUCCAGUGCAUUACUGACAAUAUUCCCUUUAACUCUUUAGUGGAGCGCGUCCAGUACCGAGUGUUCUUAUUAUGCCCAUGUUGCAUUAUAAUGGGAACCCAUGUAUAAACUUUUUUAUGUUCCAAAAUGUCUGUGUUUAUGUGUAAAAUGAAGCACAUAUGCUAGAUGUGCAAUAAAUGUAUGCAUGUUGUUGUGAAUACUGUGAGUGGAAAUGAUCCAAGACAGUGCGGUUGUUGUGACCUAAGUAGCCAGUGCUCAGUCUCCAAGUUCCGCUAUGUAUGCUAUUUUCUAGAACGGCCUGAAUAUUUUUAUUUUUAUUGACACCACAAAGCUGAUUUUUAUUUUUUUUACUUCAUUGCAAAUGAAUAUUUCUCUAUCUUCUAUGGAAUUUUAAAUGAUGGGGUCUCAUUCUAGUACUGGAUGUUGAUGGAUGUUGACAGCAUGCCCUCAUUAUCACCGUAAAAUAUGUAUAAACAAUUUCCUUAAUACAAAAUUGGGUAUAUGUAAUGUUUUACGUUUGCAUGUGAACAUGCAAAUUGAUGCUGCUGUUAACCUAAUUUUAGGAUACCUAAUUAGAGCUUAUAGGGAGAAGAUGAAGCUACAAUGAGAGGUCAUGCAAGGCUAGGUUUAAAAUCCUGCAAAGUAGCAAUAAAAUUAGGUUCUGAGUCUUUUUUUUUUUUUUGUCAGGCUCGACAAACAUUUUAUGGACAUUUUACACAAAGAUUUUUUUUUUUGUCUCAUCUUUCAUUCAGACAUUUGUAUUAAACUCCUGAAUGUGAUUAGCUAUUUUCUGGCAUUUGUGAAGAAGGGUCCAUUUCAAGUUGUACACAUAAUUGUGCAGAAAAUAAAGCCUUUACAAUAUAAAAAGGGUAC
This is a messenger RNA of Syngnathus typhle (broad-nosed pipefish), 7897 nucleotides long. It is a transcript of the gene phlpp2, whose product is annotated as PH domain and leucine rich repeat protein phosphatase 2. Gene Ontology annotation, cellular component: plasma membrane. Gene Ontology annotation, molecular function: protein binding. Lineage: Eukaryota; Metazoa; Chordata; Actinopteri; Syngnathiformes; Syngnathidae. The record is from RefSeq and is a predicted model, not a curated record. The coding region runs from base 7 to 4104 and encodes 1365 amino acids. The transcript has 18 exons.